Messenger RNA from Cimex lectularius (bed bug), 1575 nucleotides. Its product is annotated as legumain-like. The transcript is spliced from 11 exons. Bases 63 to 1388 code for a protein of 441 amino acids. Gene Ontology annotation, biological process: vacuolar protein processing. Gene Ontology annotation, molecular function: cysteine-type endopeptidase activity. Lineage: Eukaryota; Metazoa; Arthropoda; Insecta; Hemiptera; Cimicidae. The record is from RefSeq and is a predicted model, not a curated record.
UAAAUAACAGGCUCUGCAGUCCACUACCAAACACUUCUCGUGUAGAGUGAAUCAAAUUGAACAUGAAGAAUAGCGUGCUUUUCCUUUUUUUCCUUUUUGUUGUCCAUUUGUCUCUUUCCCAUAAAAUUCAUAACGCGUUUCCAAAUGGUGGUAAAGCAUGGGCUUUACUAGUGGCCGGUUCAUCGGGAUUCGAUAAUUACAGACAUCAGGCUGACAUAUGCCACGCAUAUCAAAUAUUGCAUUCAAAUGGCAUACCCGACGAGCAGAUAGUAAUAAUGAUGGUCGAUGAUAUUGCCUUUAAUAAAAAAAAUCCGACUCCAGGGAAGAUUAUAAACUUUCCAGGAGGACCGAAUGUCUACAAGGGCGUACCGAAAGAUUACACUGGCAGUGACGUAAAUCCAAGUGUUUUUCUCAAUGUCCUUAAAGGAAAUCAAACUGGGGUCAGAGGGAUCGGCAGCGAAAAAGUAAUACUCAGUGGGCCAAAUGACACCAUUUUUGUAAAUUUUGUCGACCAUGGUAGUCCUGGGUACCUGUCCCUUCAAGAUAAAAUGUUAUAUGCUGAUGAUCUUGCAUAUGUCUUGAAUGACAUGGCCUCGAAGCAACAAUUCAAGAAGAUGCUAUUUUACAUAGAAGCUUGUUAUUCAGGCUCGAUGUUUGAUGAUAUACUGCAAGAUGAUCUUAAUAUACUUGUAAUGACUGCAGCAGAUCCGCAUGAAAGCUCAUUCGCUUGUUUUUGGGAUGAAAGUAUAGGGACGUUUUUAUCUGACGUUUUCACCUCAGUGUGGCUUAACGACUCUAGCCGAGAAGGCAGCAUAGAAGACAUAAAUCAUCAGUUUGAAAAAGUGAGAACCUUAACAAACACAAGCCAUGUUGAAGAAUAUGGUGACAUCGACAUAGGAAACACAAAAUUAAGAGAAUUCAUUGGUUUCCAUAUGGAACGCAACUUACAAGAAGAAAAUAUAUCCAUAGCGCCAAAUGAUGUCGCAGAUAACAUCGAUGUGCCUCUAAUUGCACUAUCAAAAAAAUACGACCACGAAAAAAAUGAAAAAAAGAAGAACUUGUUAAAACAUAAGAUUCUUCUGUAUUCAAAGAUGAGGAAAACUAUUCAGACCUUAGUUAAUAGGGUGUUAGCAGCAACUGUGAUAGAUUGGGUUCAAAGAAUAAAAAUAAUCAAUUCAAAAUCUACACUAGGAACUAAAAAUAUGCCCUGUUACAAGCGAGUAAUCGAAACAUUUUCGUCUAAAUGUCUAUCAGUUACAAAAAAUCUGUAUGUGCGAAAACACCUUUACAUAUUUACCAACUUGUGUGCUGCUCCGAAUAUAACAACAGAAGCAAUUGUGACCGGAAUUCAUCAGUCAUGUAAAGCGCCGUUGACACUGAAGUAUUAACAAUAUGAAAAUAUGAAGAAAAAAUAUGAAAAAAAAAAGAUACACAAAAAUUGAACUGCAAUUUAUUUAAAAAAAUAGAUCACUCCAAUUAAGAAAAUAUUAAAAGUGAAUAGUGACUUAACAAGAAAUUAUUUCAUAUGAGAAUAUGUAUAGCCUAAGGUCAAUUAUAUAAAUGUUUAAGACAAAA